AUGUCCACCGAAGUCUCCCAGUCCCUGGCUGCCGCAAUGGCCAGACCUCAGAUUGGCAUCGACAGACUGCCUGCCCGCCGAGUCUCAAACGAACCCCGGGAGGCCAUGAAUUGCAAGAGUUGCAGAAAGCGAAAGAUCAAAUGCAACCGCACUCGCCCAACCUGUGAAGCCUGUCAAGUCUUCAACUGCCCGUGUAUCUAUGACGCCGUGCCAAAGAAGAGAGGCCCCAAAACCGACGUUCUCGAAGCCCUUUUGAAGCGUGUCGACGGCCUGGAAAAGCGCCUGGUCUCUGAAGGAAAGAGCGAUGACCUAGGCGAGGCCAACCCCGCGGCCACCACCACCACCACAACAGCAACUGCAACUGCCACUACCUCGACUACCGCCUCCGCCCAAGACACCACCACUGUCGACAGGAAGCCAUCAGAUGCCCCAAAGUCUCAGCCACUCCACCCAACCCCACACAUUUCCGCAAACUCCACAAGCCAUGCAUCCCAACUCAUGUCGCCCAUUGAACCAAGCGUGCAAUCACCCAGCCUGUCCCCAGAUCUCCUUCUCGAUACCUACUUUGCUAGAAUACACGGCAAACCCUACUACGUCCUAGAUGAGUCGACCACGAGACAGCGAUUACAGGCCAAUCAACUACCCGGACACUUAGCCUAUGCCAUUUAUGCCGUGAGUGCCAGAUAUGCGCCCCACUUUGGCGGAUACGGCGCUGCUGUGCGAAUCGGACAAGAGUAUGCCCGCCGCGCUCGGCUAGAGCUUGACAUUGACGAGCCCUCGAUCGAGGCCUUGCAGACGCUCAUGCUGCUGUCGCAAGCAAGUUUCCAGCUGGGCAAGGGCAAAAAAGCCUUUAUGCUGCUGAGUUCGGCCAUCAGCAUGGUCUUCGCCCUCGAUCUCCAUCGCGAGCUGCCCACCGUCGUCAAGGUUACAUCGGCCGAACGAGAAGGCCGACGGCGACUUUUCUGGUCAUGUUACCUCAUGGAUCGUUUUGCUGCAACCGGCUCCAAGCGACCUUCAUUAAUCGCAGAUGAAUCCAUUGUACUCCGAAUGCCCAGCUGGCAGCUCCACCCGGGUGGAAUGCUAAUCGACGGUGACUAUUUUCCAAAUGGAUGCAACCUGCAGUACAUGGGCGGCACUGGAAAAGGAGGACAGGGAAGCAUGGGUAUGCUGAUUGGUAUAUCACGGAUCCUAGGCAUAACCAAUCGCUACCUUGCAGCAGGCGGUGUAAAGGGCGACUCACACUUUCCCUGGCAUUCAUUAUCCAACCUAUCCAAAAUCCGCCAAGAACUCGACACAUGGGCCUCGGACACGCAGGACACGUUUACAUCCAUUGACGCUCUCUUUGGCCAGCCCGACAGCACCAUACUGGUUCUUAGCAAGCUGGUUUAUCAUCUUAUACAUUGUCUCAUCUACCGGCCUUUUCUUCCUGUCGAUCUAGCCGAGUUGUCAGGGACGUCUCAGCAUCAGCCCUGGCAAAUCGAAGCCACCAAUUUGUGCUUUCUCCACGCAAACGCCAUUGCCGAACUCGUUGAGAUUGGAAGAGCCUCCUCUAUCAUGGACUGGCCAGCUUUUAUCGGCUAUUGUGUGUGCACCGCAGGCACUAUCCACGUUCAUGGUGCACACUAUCCAAGUCGAGAAGGCGAGGUCUUCUCAGUGAGUGCAGAGUUUCUCUCGCGUGAGAUGCAACAGCUCUCUGAGCUUCGCUUCGUCUGGGCGAGUGUUCAGCACCAACGAGACACUCUGCAAGCCAUUUACGGAUGUCAUUCAGAGCUUGUCCAAUCUCUGGCAAGCAACCCGAUGCGAUAUGCUCCGGUAUUCCAGCUUGAGGACUUUUUCGAUAGAUAUCCUGGCCAAGUCUUUGAUGGGGCGCACAUCACAUUCAUGGACAUUGCUAUUGAGUCUAUGAACGAAGGCCUGGCAACCUUCAACAUCGAGCAACGCAACAACAUGUACAUGACCAGCGGCGUCAUUGGAAACAUCCAGGGAUACCAAAAACAACAAGUUCCAUCGCAGCGCUCUCAUUACUCAAGUAGCCAUCCAAACAAGAGGCGGAGAGCAACCAUUUCUUCUUCCAAAGCAUCAGCCCAAUCGCAACCUCUACCUCCAACACCCACAUUGGCCACCCAUCUGCCACCGGCUGUACAUACACAUAGGCCUUCUGAGAGCGAAACUUCAGAGUCAAACUCGAGCCCUGGAGAUACCAAGGCCCCUACUGACUCUAGUCUACCUCCCUGCACACCACCAGUACCAAACAAUUCACUGAACCCCCCAAACCUCAGCGGCGGUGGACUCGCUCUCCCUUUCUCACCAAACUUUUCCUUCUCUCCAUUACCGCAAUUUGCAAGUUUAGCGCCAUCACCGGUUCCUCGGCCAGCAAACCUCAACCAAGACCAACAUCACCAUUCAAUCAAUUUCGAUCCUGUGCUCAGUAUGCCGCCGCCUCCGUACGACCAGCAGCCAACUCCCGGGGCAGGCAGCACAUCAGGCGCUUCAGCGCAUACCGAUCCUGAUAGCAAGGAUCCGUUUCUGAGUUUGCUUGAGCAGCUUGCAGAGAAUGAGGUUAGCAGAGGCGGCCCGAGCGAGCUAGAUUUCUUCUUGAGUGGACAGAGUGGUUAAUAUGCGCAAGCCUUCAAUAGGCUCAAAUUCUCGGAGGUGGCAACCUCGCAAUAUCACGACGGAUUACCGGGGCGAACAUUCUCCAAACAGUACAGGGUUUCCGUACUUGGACGCAUUUUCAGUUUCAUCUACAUGUUUGUAAUAGCUUUGACAGCUGUUAUCAGGUUUCAUUUCCGAUCACCAAAAUUCACAUGGAAUCCAAAAUCUUGACGCAUUUCAAAAUCAGCGCGGCGCAAAACUGGGGGCAUUCGGAUUAGAGAAAGGCUAGCUUCUCAGCGGUUGGGGGACAUACGGGCGGGUCAAACUCUACUUUACGGCAAUUACAUAUAAACUUGUAUAAUCUUCGUCGACAAGUAAUUCACAAGGCGCUUUCUUGCGGCAAGCCGGCAUCAUCAAUUAUCGCCGGCUCCGCACCA
This is a messenger RNA of Bipolaris maydis ATCC 48331, 3032 nucleotides long. Lineage: Eukaryota; Fungi; Ascomycota; Dothideomycetes; Pleosporales; Pleosporaceae. The record is from RefSeq and is a predicted model, not a curated record.